This is a messenger RNA of Paramecium tetraurelia, 792 nucleotides long. RefSeq lists its product as uncharacterized. Lineage: Eukaryota; Ciliophora; Oligohymenophorea; Peniculida; Parameciidae. The transcript has 2 exons. The record is from RefSeq and is a predicted model, not a curated record.
AUGCUAAGCUAGGUAACAGCCUUAACUUUUGUAUACUUUAAAGAUUAGAAUGGAGAAUAGAAUACAGAAAGAUUUAUCUAAUAUUGUAUUGUAAUAGGUAUCCUGAAUUUUCUGGGUUUGUUUUUAAAUGCUUUUGAGUAGCAUCCAAGGACUAAACACAAUUCUUUUAGAAUCGUGGUGGAAUUGGGUAUUCCUGUAUUGGGACUAGUUCCAAUUGUGACCUAUUUUAUUAAUUACUUGGAAUUUUCGAUGAUUAGCAUAUUGAUAAUGAUAAGUAUGAUUUCAAUUUGGACGAUUGAAUGCCUCCUAUAUUAUACCUUAAGUGAGAAGGGAAUUCAAAGCAUGCUUAGUUUAUGUAUUACUACGAAUGCUUUAUUGAUUUUCGGAGAUAUUGCUCUGAGAGGCAGCUCAUAAAUUAGUACUAUAUUUGAUUACAGUUCAAUCAAUUUUUUGGUGUUAUGCGCUCAAUUUUCUUGGUCAGGGGAUUUAAGCACGAAGAAACCAAAUAGUUUGUUUAACAUAAUUUCAAGAUAAGACUGUUUUAGGUUGAUAGUGUACUUUCUAAUAUUCAAUAUUGUGAAUAAUACAAUCAGAACAAUUAAAGAGAAUCAGAAUGCAAUUUCCCCUACUCUGGCUAUUUUUUUACCAUACAUUUGGGCUACAAUUAAUUUUAAUAAAAGAAAAUACAGAUAAGCAUUUGGACUAUUCAUGUUAAGUAUAUUUAUAUAUUUUCCAAUGGAAAUAUAAAUAAAAUACAGCUAGCAAAGAUUGGAAUAAACAAUUUAGCUUUGA